This is a messenger RNA of Eriocheir sinensis (Chinese mitten crab), 2858 nucleotides long. RefSeq lists its product as uncharacterized. The transcript has 4 exons. The record is from RefSeq and is a predicted model, not a curated record. NCBI's taxonomy places the organism in Eukaryota, Metazoa, Arthropoda, Malacostraca, Decapoda, Varunidae.
AGGAAGACACUACGUUAGGAGGACGCAGCAAGCUCCUCCUCCUUUUCUUCCUCCUCCUCCUCCUCCUCCUCCUCGACAUGACCAAGGCCGCGGGAGUGUUGCUGGCGGGCUGGUGUGUUGCGCUGGUGUGCCAUGUGUCGGAGGUGUCAGCUGACUACCCACCAGCCUCGUACAGCGCUUCAGGGUCCACGCAGAAGGCCUACAAACCUGCCAUCGAAUACGCGGGUCCGAUCGUGUACUCCGAUGAAAAGCCGCCGAUUAUUCACUUCCCCAGGCCGCCGCUGCCCAAGGCCGGCGGGUACAGCGGCGGCAGCGGCGGCAAGGCCCAGGCCGUGAAGUACGUGCCGCUGCCGCACCACGAGCUGCCGGUGCUCAUCUACCAGUCAGACUCCUCGCCGCCCAUCCACGUGGUGCACACGCCCGCGCCGCCCGUCAAGGCCUCGUACGGACCCCCGCCCAAGGCUAAGGGGCCCGCGCCCUCAUACGGACCGCCGCCCAAGGCGCCCGCCCCCUCCUAUGGACCACCACCCAAGGCUCCCGCCCCAUCCUAUGGCCCGCCGCCCAAGGCGCCCUCCCCGUCGUAUGGCCCGCCGCCCAAGGCCCCCAGGCCCAGCUACAGGCCCCCGCCCAAGGCGCCCUUCAGACUACCCUCCAAGGCGCCCUUCAGACUCCCCUCCAAGGCUCCGCUGAGACUGCCCUCCAAGGCGCCCUUCAGACUACCCUCCAAGGCCCCGCUGAGGCUGCCCGCCAAGGCCCCCAGGCCCAGCUACGGCCCCCCGCCCAAGGCCCCGGCACCGUCUUACGGCCCCCCGCCCAAGGCUCCGUCCCCGUCCUAUGGCCCCCCCAAGGCCCCGACUCAGUCCUAUGGACCCCCGCCUAAGGCCCCCGCCCCCUCCUACGGCCCGCCGCCCAAGGCCUCCCCUCCAAGCUACGGCCCCCCCAAGGCCUCGUCCAUAGCCAAGGGCCCGCUGCCCAAGGCCCCCACCCCGUCCUAUGGCCCGCCCCCCAAGGCCCCAGCCCCAUCCUAGUGCCAGCACCCCAAGGCCCCGGCCCCAUGCUACGGCCCGCCGCCCAAGGCCCCGGCUCCCAGCUACGGACCUCCCCCCAAGGCACCCUCCCCCUCGUACGGGCCCCCCAAGCGCCCCGCCCCCACGUACGGCCCCCCCAAGCCCCAGCCCAAGGCCCCGGGCCCCCAGUACGGCGCCCCCGCCAACACGGGACCCAUCUACAUCGCCGCCCCGCCCGCGCCCAGCCCCGUGGUGGUGUCCGCGCCCCCGCCCCCGUACGCCGCCCCCGCCGCGCCCCAGCCCAGCUACGGCGCCCCGCCCAAGGCCCAGUACCGCCCCCCGCCCCCCAAGGCCGCGCCCAAGCCCUCCUACGCCCCGCCCCCCAAGGCGCCGUCCCUCAAGGCCCCCAAGGCCUACGCGCCGCCCCCCGCCAAGGCCCAGGUCUACGCCCCGCCGCCCCCCACCUACGGCCCCCCCAAGGCCCCCAAGGCCACCCCCGCCCCCCACAUCAUCUACGCGGGCCACCCCCCCAUCCAUGUGUACCAGCAGCCCCCCGUCUACCAGGCCCCCCCCAAGGCCCCUCCCGCGCCCAAGGGCCUGCACGUGUCCCCCGCCGCGCCCAAGCCUUCCUUCGGCCUGCCUCUCAAGGGCAUCAAGGCCCCAAGGCCCGCCCUUAAGGCCCCGCGACCCUCAUACGGCGCCCCGCCCAAGGCCCCGGCGCCAAGCUAUGGCCCCCCGCCCAAGGCUCCGGCCCCCAGCUACGGUCCCCCGCCCAAGGCCCCCACGCCCACGUACGGCCCCCCCAAGGCCCCGGCUACUAGCUACGGCCCGCCGCCCAAGGCUCCCUCCCCGAGCUAUGGUCCGCCCAAGGCACCAAAGGCGCCCUCCCCCAGCUAUGGUCCCCCGCCCAAGGCCCCUACGCCCAGCUACAGGCCGCCCAAGCUGCACAAGGCCCCGGCACCCUCCUAUGGCCCUCCCCCCAAGGCCCCGGCACCCUCCUAUGGCCCUCCCCCCAAGGCCCCGGCCCCGUCCUAUGGCCCUCCGCCCAAGGCACCGUCCCCUACCUAUGGCCCACCCAAGGCACACAAGGCCCCAUCACCGUCCUAUGGCCCCCCCAAGGCCCCAUCACCGUCCUAUGGCCCCCCCAAGGCCCCAUCACCGUCCUAUGGCCCCCCCAAGGCCCCAUCACCGUCCUAUGGCCCUCCCAAGGCUCCAUCACCGUCCUAUGGCCCUCCCAAGGCCCCAUCCCCGAGCUAUGGCCCCCCCAAAGCCCCCUCGCCUAGCUAUGGCCCCCCGCCCAAGGCCCCGUCACCCGGCUACGGCCCUCCCAAGGCACCCGCACCAUCCUACAGACCCAAGGCCCCGUCCAAGGCCCCUAGACCGAGCUAUGGCCCCCCACCCAAGGGACCCCGCCCCACCUAUGGCCCCCCCAAGGCCAGUAAGCCCGAGCCCACGUACCUGCCAGCCCCCAAGGCCUUCCACAAGCCCCCGAUCAUCAUCUACCAGGGCGUCAGGCCACCCGUACACGUGUACCAGAAGCCCAGCGGAAAGGCCCCGUCCAAGGCUCCCUCCCCAGCCUACGGGGCCCCCAAGACGGCCUCCGGGGCGGCGUACGGGUCCGCUAGCUCUCCUCAGGCCUCCCCGAAGGACCCCGUGGGCGCCGAGGAAGUGGAGAAGGACGCCGAGGAGCAGGAGGUGGAGGCCGUGGGGGACUGGGAGCCUGCGGUGGGCUACGCGGCCUACUCCGACGCCUCGCUGUCGGUGAACGCGCCGCGCCGCCCCCACACAACCUCCGUGGACAUCAGCGAGGCCAAGGUGUCCGCGUCGGUGUCCGUGAGCUCCUCCUCCUAG